AUGCUGCGCAACAAUAAGGCAGCUGGAGAGGACGGCACACCCGCUGAAAUCUACAAGUCUUGUGCCGACACUCUGGUGUCUUGGCUCCAUGAGGUGGUUGGACAAGCAUGGAGAGACGAGACCGUUCCUGAUGACUGGGGCUCAGGCAUCCUUAUGUCUGUCCACAAGAAGGGAAACAAGACAAAAUGUGAAAACUACCGCAGCAUAAGCCUCAUCAAUAUUGCUGUUAAGAUUUUCGCUAUUAGCAUUAUUAUUAUUGUUGUUGUUGUUGUUCUGCUUAUCGCCACCGUUGACGCCGCCGGAACCGUUGUUGGUACCACUGCCGCUGGCCGCGCCCUCCGUGCCGGAGAUCUUGAGCAGGUUCCAGUCGAAGACAAUGUCAUGCGUAAAAUGAUGACGCUUGAAGAGAGCGCGCAACAGUCGGCGCAGAUAGGAGUACUCGGGCUUGUCCUCAAAGUGCAGGGAUCGGCAGUAGUUAAGGUAUUCGGCCAUCUCGGCUAA
Molecule: messenger RNA, 501 nt
Organism: Dibothriocephalus latus
Lineage: Eukaryota; Metazoa; Platyhelminthes; Cestoda; Diphyllobothriidea; Diphyllobothriidae
Source: the annotation of a GenBank genome assembly